AACAAAGAUAUCCUUUCCAAAAAAAAAAAAAAACAGAUACAGAAUGUAGGGUUUUAUUCCACAGCCCAAAGACUAAAAACAUUGGUUGGUUCCCCCACUUUCCUUCUGUUCACCGCUUCUUAUUUCACAUCGGCAAAGGUAAUUGAAAAUGGCUGGGGUAAGAGAGAUAACUGCUGCAGAGUUCCUGCAAGGUACAACAAGGCAAACUCUGUUUCUGCAGAGAAAACCUUCGAUUAAGCGAGGUAAUUUGUUAUGGGGCAAGCUCUGUAAUCCAAGCCGGAUGGGGCAUAUGUCUAAUACAAAAGGUGUUACUCUGAGGUGCUCUUCUCAAUCAAAUCCUAGAGCAAUGGCAUCUGGAGGUGUCCGUACUAAUUUGGUUGAUGAGCAACCUGGAUUGAUUGAAAAGCUUGCUCAAGAGGUCAUACAUUUCUACCGUGUUCCGUUGAUUCAAGAAAGUGCAAAUGAUGAACUUCUCAAAUUGAUUCAAACCAAAGUUUCGAAUCAGGUUGUUGGGUUAAAAACCGAGCAGUGUUUCCAUGUAGGGCUUGCUUCAAAGAUUUCAACUGAGAAGCUCUCAACACUUAAAUGGAUUCUUGGGGAGACAUAUGAACCUGAGAAUUUGGCGACUGAGAGUUUUCUUGCAAAGAAGAAGCAAGAAGGGUUGAAUACAGUGAUAGUUGAAGUUGGGCCUAGGUUGUCUUUUACAACAGCUUGGUCCUCGAAUGCUGUUUCGAUUUGUCAAUCCUGUGGCUUGACUGAGGUGACUCGAAUGGAGAGGUCAAGAAGAUACUUGUUGUAUAGUAGGGGACCAUUGCAGGAAAAUCUAAUUAAUGAGUUUGCUGCGCUGGUGCAUGAUCGGAUGACGGAAUGUGUUUAUAGCCGGAGGCUCACAUCAUUUGAAACCACUGUGAUUCCAGAGGAGGUUAGUUUUGUGCCUGUCAUUGAGAGGGGAAGGAAAGCAUUGGAAGAAAUUAAUCAGGAAAUGGGUUUAGCAUUUGAUGAACAAGAUUUACAGUACUAUACCAGGCUGUUCAUGGAGGACAUUAAGCGGAAUCCAACAAAUGUAGAGUUAUUUGAUAUUGCCCAAUCUAACAGUGAGCACAGCAGGCACUGGUUUUUCACAGGGAAGAUUGUUAUUGAUGGACAGCCGAUGGAUAGGACAUUAAUGCAAAUUGUCGAGAGCACUUUGAAAGCAAAUCCAAACAAUUCUGUUAUCGGAUUUAAGGAUAAUUCGAGUGCAAUAAAGGGUUUCCUUGCAUACCGAUUGCGACCAGUUAAACCUGGAACAGCCUGCCCUCUAAAUGAAACAACUCGUGAAAUUGAUGUCUUGUUUACAGCCGAAACGCAUAACUUCCCAUGUGCAGUUGCACCCUACCCUGGUGCAGAGACAGGUGCAGGUGGUCGCAUUAGGGAUACACAUGCCACAGGAAGGGGGUCUUUUGUUGUUGCUGCUACAGCUGGUUACACAACCGGGAAUCUUAAUAUAGAGGGAUCAUAUGCGCCAUGGGAAGACCCAUCUUUCACAUAUCCAUCAAAUUUGGCAUCUCCUUUGGAAAUACUCAUCGAGGCUAGCAAUGGUGCAUCAGACUAUGGUAACAAAUUUGGUGAACCCUUGAUUCAGGGUUUCACUAGAACUUUUGGAAUGAGACUUCCUAGUGGCGAACGACGUGAAUGGCUGAAGCCUAUCAUGUUCAGUGCAGGCAUUGGACAUAUUGAUCACAUUCAUAUAUCCAAAGGGGACCCUGAGAUUGGAAUGUUGGUUGUAAAGAUUGGUGGCCCUGCAUAUCGAAUUGGAAUGGGUGGUGGGGCUGCAUCCAGUAUGGUUAGUGGCCAGAAUGAUGCAGAACUUGAUUUUAAUGCCGUACAACGUGGAGAUGCAGAAAUGGCACAAAAAUUGUACCGUGUAGUUCGGGCCUGCAUUGAGAUGGGAGAGGAUAACCCCAUUAUUAGCAUCCAUGAUCAGGGAGCUGGUGGGAAUUGCAAUGUUGUCAAGGAAAUUAUAUACCCAAAGGGUGCUGAGAUUGAUAUUCGGGCCAUUGUUGUUGGAGAUCACACAAUGUCUGUUUUGGAGAUAUGGGGUGCAGAGUAUCAAGAACAAGAUGCAAUCUUGGUGAAGCCUGAAAGGCGCAAUCUAUUGGAAUCAAUCUGUGCAAGAGAGAGACUUUCAAUGGCUGUUAUUGGAACUAUUAAUGGUGAGGGACGUGUUGUUCUAGUUGAUAGCUUAGCUAUUGAAAAAAGCCGUGCAAGUGGACUCCCUCCACCUCCUCCAGCUGUUGAUCUUGAGCUUGAGAAAGUGCUUGGGGACAUGCCUCAAAAAAGCUUUGAAUUCAAGCGGGUGGCUUAUGCACGAGAGCCACUUGAUAUUGCUCCUGGAAUCUCAGUCAUGGAUUCGUUGAAGAGGGUAUUGAGACUUCCAUCUGUAUGUUCCAAACGGUUUUUGACAACAAAAGUUGAUAGAUGUGUAACGGGUCUUGUAGCACAACAGCAAACAGUUGGUCCCUUGCAGUUACCUCUUUCUGAUGUUGCAGUUAUUGCUCAAAGUUAUGUUGACUUUACUGGAGGUGCCUGUGCCAUUGGAGAGCAGCCAAUCAAAGGGCUGCUUGAUCCAAAAGCAAUGGCUAGACUGGCUGUCGGAGAAGCUCUCACAAAUCUUGUUUGGGCAAAGGUUACUUCUCUGUCUGAUGUUAAAGCAAGUGGAAAUUGGAUGUAUGCUGCCAAGCUUGAGGGGGAAGGAGCAUCCAUGUAUGAUGCUGCUAUUGCUCUUUCAGAAGCAAUGAUUGAACUUGGUAUUGCUAUUGAUGGUGGGAAGGACAGUCUUUCCAUGGCUGCCCAUGCAGGUGGUGAGGUUGUUAAGGCUCCUGGAAAUCUUGUAAUUAGUGCCUAUGUCACUUGUCCUGACAUAACAAAAACAGUAACUCCAGAUUUGAAGCUAGGGGAUGAUGGUGUUUUGCUUCAUAUUGAUUUGGCAAAGGGCAAGCGGCGCUUAGGUGGAUCUGCUCUGGCUCAGGUUUUUGACCAAAUUGGGAAUGAGUGCCCUGACAUUGAUGAUGUUUCUUACCUUAAAAGAGUUUUUGAGGGUGUGCAGGACCUACUUGGAGGUGGAAUGAUCUCUGCAGGUCAUGAUAUCAGUGAUGGUGGGUUACUCGUUUCUGCCCUGGAGAUGGCAUUUGCUGGAAAUUGUGGCAUUGUAUUGGACUUGGCUUCUCGAGGGAAUAGUGUUUUCCAAUCACUUUUUGCCGAAGAGCUUGGUCUUAUUCUUGAGGUAAACAAGAAUAACCUGGAUAGUGUGAUGGGAAAGCUCAGCAGUAUGGAUGUUUCUGCUGAGAUAAUAGGACAAGUAACCAAUUCACCUGUGAUAGAGCUAAAGGUUGACAGAAUUACUCAUUUAACUGAGAAAACUUCUCUCCUCCGAGAUAUGUGGGAGGACACAAGUUUCCAGCUCGAAAAGUUGCAGAGACUAGCAUCUUGUGUGGAAUUGGAGAAAGAAGGUUUGAAGUUUAGGCAUGAACCUUCUUGGGCAUUGUCUUUCACCCCUUCCUUCACGGAUAAGAAAUACAUGACUGCAACUUUAAAACCAAAAGUAGCUGUCAUUCGUGAGGAAGGCAGCAAUGGAGAUAGAGAAAUGUCAGCAGCAUUUUAUGCUGCUGGUUUUGAGCCUUGGGAUGUUACAAUUUCAGACCUUCUUAAGGGAGUUAUUUCUUUGCAUGAAUUCCGUGGAAUUGCUUUUGUUGGAGGUUUUAGUUAUGCUGAUGUGCUUGAUUCUGCAAAAGGUUGGGCUGCAUCCAUACGAUUCAAUCAGCCUCUUCUCAAUCAAUUUCAGGAGUUCUACAAGCGCCCUGAUACUUUCAGUCUUGGUGUCUGCAAUGGAUGUCAGUUAAUGGCUCUGUUAGGAUGGGUCCCUGGCCCCCAAGUUGGGGGUGUUUUUGGUGCAGGUGGGGACCCAUCACAGCCAAGGUUUGUUCACAAUGAGUCUGGACGAUUUGAAUGCCGCUUCACCAGUGUGACCAUAAAGGACUCUCCUGCAAUGAUGUUCAAAGGAAUGGAAGGCAGUACAUUAGGUGUAUGGGCUGCCCAUGGUGAGGGGAGGGCAUAUUUUCCUGAUGAUGGCGUUCUGGAUCGAGUAUUGCAUUCGGGUUUGGCGCCAUUAAGAUAUUGUGACGAUGAUGGGAAUCCAACUGAGGCUUACCCGUUCAAUUUGAAUGGUUCUCCAUUAGGAGUGGCAGCAAUUUGUUCUCCUGAUGGUCGACAUCUUGCCAUGAUGCCUCAUCCAGAGCGCUGUUUCCUGAUGUGGCAAUUCCCUUGGUAUCCAAAGGACUGGAAUGUGGACAAGAAAGGCCCUAGCCCAUGGUUACGGAUGUUUCAAACCGCCAGAGAGUGGUGCUUAUGAUAUUGGUUAUGAGAUGUAAAGCCAAAUGAGAGGAAUCAUCGUGUUUGGAUGCUUCAUCUGAGUUUUGAUUCGGGGGUUUUUAACUGUUAUCUUUGAAUCAAUGAGAUGCCAUGAGGCCCUCUGGAAAAUGUCAUUGGCAUCGAUCAAGGCAUAAGAAUUACUAGUAUUUGCUCCAUGCUGAGCUGACCACAGAGCAGUUUAUUUAAUAAAGUAUGUCGUGUCAUUGUAUUUCCUCAUCCUCUCAAGUUUCCAACUCUACUGAUGCUUACUCUUUUCACAAACUUUAUUUGGUGACUUACUAACAGUUGUAGAAAAGGUUGGCAUAGAGAUGAUGUAGAAUUUGAAAGUGACCUGAUGCAAACCUGAAGUCUCUGCAUAUAAUAAAGUCAAAAACUUUUUGAAAA
Molecule: messenger RNA, 4791 nt
Organism: Durio zibethinus
Lineage: Eukaryota; Viridiplantae; Streptophyta; Magnoliopsida; Malvales; Malvaceae
Gene: PUR4
Product: purine biosynthesis 4
Biological process (GO): 'de novo' IMP biosynthetic process
Cellular component (GO): cytoplasm
Molecular function (GO): phosphoribosylformylglycinamidine synthase activity
Source: RefSeq, a predicted model, not a curated record